AUGUUUUUUAGGUCUCAUCGUCCAAAUACAUGUUUGUGGUUAUGCCCACCUGAUGCUAAUUCACGAAAUAGUUCGAUUUUUCUGGCAAAAUCACCGUCUGCUAUGAAUGGUUCCAUACCAUACAAAAUAACGGAAGGUGGAUUGGUGGAAAUUGAACAUGACAUUGUUGUGUAG
This is a messenger RNA of Loa loa (African eye worm), 174 nucleotides long. RefSeq lists its product as hypothetical. Lineage: Eukaryota; Metazoa; Nematoda; Chromadorea; Rhabditida; Onchocercidae. The transcript has 2 exons. The record is from RefSeq and is a predicted model, not a curated record. The coding region runs from base 1 to 174 and encodes 57 amino acids.